CAAUCAUUGAUGACGUUUAUUUUUCUUUAUAGAGGACAGUGCAAAUAAUUUGGUAGAUUUCCUUUGCGAAGUCAUAUAUAUUUUCAGUAUAUUUUAUAAUUUUUACCAUCCUUCAUUAGUAAAUGAUUUGGAAAAUGCAGUGUUUAAUUGUUAAAACAGAAAACAUUUACUAGACAAUUACUUGUGUGGAGAGUGGUCUUGACUGAUAGGUGACCUUAUCGGCCAUCAAUAAAUAUUACCUUAAUGUGAAGGAUUUUGACAAUAUGCAAAGUUUCUCUUCAAAAGGUAAAGAAAUGUUUAUCGUACGUGCACUAGAAAAAAUUUUAGCGGAUAAAGAUAUUCGACGUUCGCACCAUUCGCAAUUGAAAAAAUCAUGCGACUCGGCCCUUGAGCAAAUAAAAAACGAACUCAUCAAUGCAGGUCAAAUUGCUGAAGGAAAUGAAUUGCCAUGUGCAGCAUUACCAUUACCCAAAAACGAUGCUGCCAGUAUUAUCAAUGCCGAAACUUAUUUUUUACCCUUUGAAUUAGCGUGUAAAAGUCGGUCGCCACGUAUUGUUGUGACGGCACUCGAUUGUCUACAAAAGCUUAUAGCAUAUGGACAUUUGACAGGUGCCAUACAGGAUUCAGCCAGUCCUGGGCAUUUACUUAUCGAUCGAAUUGUAAAUACAAUUUGCGGUUGCUUUAAUGGACCGCAAACCGAUGAAGGCGUACAAUUACAAAUCAUUAAAGCGUUACUUACCGUAGUUACAUCACAACAUGUUGAAAUACACGAAGGAACCGUUCUACAGGCAGUACGUACUUGCUAUGAUAUAUAUUUGUCAAGUAAGAAUCUAGUAAACCAGACGACCGCACGUGCAACUCUCACACAGAUGCUUAAUGUGAUUUUUGCGCGAAUGGAAAAUCAAGAGUAUGAAACUAGUACGAAUUCCCAUAUGGAAAGUUUAAAUAAGACCAAUUCAAGUGCAGAUAUUGGUGCACAGUCACCUGAAGUAGAGUCUGUUGAAAAUAAUAUUAGUGGUGAAGCAAAUAUGUCUAUGGAGGAAAUUGCAGCAUCUGUAUUGGAUGAAGUUCUCACUAAUGCAUUUGAGCUGGCAAUGAAGGAUAUAUCCAACGGGGCGGUCGAAGAAGCAGCCACUAAUUUAUCAUUUGGUUUGGUAGAAACAAACGAAACCCACUUAAUUUCCGAAGAAAAUGCAGAAAAUCAAAAUGAAAAUGACUCCGUAGUAACAGCUAAAUUUACACAUAUAUUACAAAAAGAUGCAUUUCUCGUAUUUCGUGCUCUAUGUAAAUUAAGCAUGAAACCGUUACCAGAAGGCCAUCCUGAUCCGAAAUCGCACGAGCUACGUUCAAAAGUGUUAUCUCUACAUUUGCUUCUAUCAAUAUUACAAAAUGCUGGCCCGGUAUUUCGUUCGAAUGAAAUGUUUAUAAUGGCUAUUAAGCAAUAUCUGUGUGUAGCACUUUCAAAAAAUGGUGUUAGUUUAGUGCCAGAAGUAUUCGAAUUGUCACUGUCUAUAUUCGUCGCGUUACUUUCUAAUUUCAAAGUUCAUCUCAAAAAGCAAAUUGAAGUAUUUUUUAAAGAAAUUUUUCUUAACAUCUUAGAAGCGAAUUCUAGCUCAUUCGAACAUAAAUGGAUGGUUAUACAAGCAUUAACACGCAUAUGUGCGGAUGCACAAUCAGUCGUUGAUAUUUAUGUUAAUUAUGAUUGCGAUUUUUCAGCCGCAAAUCUAUUUGAAAGACUCGUAAACGAUCUAUCAAAAAUUGCGCAAGGUCGUCAGGCCGUUGAACUAGGAGCAAAUCCACUGCAGGAAAAAUCAAUGCGGAAACGGGGAUUGGAAUGCUUAGUCUCGAUAUUGAAGUGUAUGGUUGAAUGGAGUCAAGAUUUAUAUGUCAAUCCGAAUCUAUCAUCAACGAACUCACAAGAGCCUAUAAAUGCACAUGCAGCACAUAAGACUAGCACAGAUUUAACAUACAAACAAAGCCAAUUGGAUAAUACUGAUUCAAUUUCUCAAACCAAUAAUUCUACACGUUCAGCCUAUGGUGGCUCCAGUCAUAGUAUUAAUUCCUUCGGAAGUGUUAAGAAUACGGAAGUGCUCGACUUACCAGAAGCUUUAGAGGAGCGCAAAAUGCGUAAGGAAGUAAUGGAAACCGGUAUUGAAUUGUUUAAUAGAAAACCCAAAAAAGGUGUUCAGUUCCUGCAGGAAAAACAACUUUUAGGCACAAAAGCAACUGAUAUAGGUAAGUGGUUGCACGAAGAUGAACGUUUGGAUAAAAUAGUUAUCGGUAAUUAUCUGGGCGAAAAUGACGAUCAUUCUAAAGAAGUUAUGUGCGCUUACAUUGACGCUUUCGACUUUCAUAACUUGGAAGUUGUGGCUGCACUGCGUUUGCUGCUCGAGGAAUUCCGUUUGCCUGGCGAAGCGCAGAAAAUUGAUCGUUUAAUGGAGAAAUUCGCAAGUCGUUACUGCGAAUGCAAUCCAAAUAAUCAGUUGUUUCAGAGUGCUGAUACUGUAUAUGUGCUAGCAUUUUCUAUAAUUAUGUUAACAACCGAUUUACAUUCACCACAAGUUAAGAAUAAGAUGACCAAAGAGCAAUAUAUUAAAAUGAAUCGUGGAAUCAGCGACAGCAAAGACGAUUUACCUGAGGAAUAUUUGUCGUCUAUAUACGAUGAAAUCGCUGGUCACGAGAUUAAAAUGAAAAACACCAUUGUCAGCAAACCGGGCAAGCAGAUUAUAGUAAAUGAGAAGAGGCGUAAACUUUUGUGGAAUAUGGAAAUGGAGGCAAUUUCGGCUACUGCAAAGAAUUUAAUGGAAUCAGUGUCACAUGUGAAGUCACCAUUUACAUCAGCUAAACAUUUGGAACAUGUGCGACCAAUGUUUAAAAUGGCCUGGACACCGUUUCUCGCAGCAUUUUCAGUUGGUCUACAGGAUUGUGAUGAUCCGGAAAUAGCUUGUCUGUGCUUAGAUGGUAUACGUUGUGCUAUACGCAUUGCAUGCAUUUUCCACAUGUCCUUAGAACGUGACGCUUAUGUGCAAGCUUUGGCACGUUUUACGCUGCUAACUGCUAAUUCGCCAAUAAACGAAAUGAAAGCGAAGAAUAUUGACACCAUAAAAACACUGAUAAUGGUGGCACAUACAGAUGGAAAUUAUCUUGGCGGCAGUUGGCUUGAUAUCGUUAAAUGCAUUAGUCAGUUAGAGUUGGCGCAAUUGAUUGGUACAGGUGUGCGUCCACAAUUUCUUUCCGGUGCACAGACAACUUUAAAGGAUACUUUAAAUCCUAGUGUUAAAGAGCACAUUGGUGAGACAAGUAGUCAGAGCGUUGUUGUUGCUGUGGAUCGAAUAUUUACGGGUUCCAUAAAGUUAGAUGGUGAUGCCAUAGUGGACUUUGUCAAAGCACUUUGUCAAGUAUCUGUUGACGAAUUGCAGAACGUUCAGCCUAGAAUGUUUUCACUACAAAAAAUUGUCGAAAUAUCUUAUUAUAAUAUGGAACGUAUUAGAUUGCAAUGGUCUCGUAUAUGGCAGGUGUUGGGUGAACACUUUAAUGCCGUCGGUUGUAAUACAAAUGAAGAGAUAUCAUUUUUCGCUUUGGACUCGUUGCGCCAAUUAUCCAUGAAAUUCAUGGAGAAAGGUGAAUUCGCCAAUUUCCGUUUCCAAAAAGACUUCUUACGACCUUUCGAACAUAUUAUGAAAAAAAAUCAAUCUCCUGCUAUACGUGACAUGGUCGUUCGAUGCAUCGCACAAAUGGUCAAUUCACAGGCGCAUAAUAUAAAAUCCGGUUGGAAGAAUAUAUUUUCAAUAUUUCAUUUAGCAGCGAGUGAUAACGAGGAGGCUAUUGUAGAGUUAGCAUUUCAGACAACUGGUAAAAUUAUCGGCGAACUAUACCAGAAGCAGUUUGCCGUUAUGGUUGAUUCAUUCCAAGAUGCCGUAAAAUGUUUGUCGGAGUUCGCUUGCAAUGCACGCUUCCCCGACACUAGUAUGGAAGCCAUACGUUUGGUACGCACAUGUGCGCUUUGUGUGCAUGAUGCACCGCAACUAUUUGCUGAGCAUGCGGGCAUGGAAAAUGAUAUUUCUGUUGCCGAAGAGGAUCGUGUUUGGGUCCGUGGUUGGUUUCCAAUGCUUUUCUCUCUAUCGUGCGUGGUAAAUCGUUGUAAGUUGGAUGUCCGUACACGCGGUCUCACUGUGCUGUUUGAAAUUGUUAAGACGCAUGGUGAUAGUUUUAAACCGAAUUGGUGGAAGGAUUUAUUCAACGUUAUAUUCCGCAUAUUCGACAAUAUGAAAUUGCCCGAGCAUGUCACUGAGAAAUCCGAAUGGAUGACAACUACUUGUAAUCAUGCUCUAUACGCAAUUAUCGAUGUAUUUACGCAAUAUUUCGAUGUGUUGGGCUACCUGCUAUUGGAAGAUCUCUUUGCGCAGUUACAUUGGUGUGUUCAGCAAAGCAAUGAGCAAUUGGCUCGCUCCGGUACAAAUUGUUUAGAGAAUUUGGUUAUAUCGAAUGGUUUUAAAUUCAACGAAUCUACUUGGGAUAAGACUUGUCAAUGCAUAUUAGACAUUUUCAAUGCAACAUUACCGACAGAGCUACUUACAUGGCGUCCAAAUGUUCAACAAAUACAAAUACAAACACAUGCUAGUGAUCAUCAACAACAUCAGCAGCAACAAAAGGGAUCAUUUAUUUCGCAAAAUUCCCACGACAAAAGCAAUCAAAGCUCAAUGAAUCGCAGUCAAUCACAACAUUCCGUUUACAGUAUGAGCGUACUGGUCGAUGAUGAUAGUAUAGGUACUUCACAAGGCUAUCAUCACAAUUCACAUGUUAUGUUGCACAGUUCACAAUUUGAAAGUCUACACAUUAAGUGUGUCGUGCAAUUGGAACUUAUUCAAACGGUGGACAAUAUAGUAUUCUUUCCGGCAACGUCACGCAAAGAAGACGCCGAGACAUUAGCACAAGCUGCUGCAGAUUUAGUUGGCGGCAAUGCAUCGCAAAAUGUAUUGGAAUGUCAGCGCGAGGAGCAGGGCAUGUAUAGCUACUUGCAUACGCGGCAAUUGCUAAUUUUAGCUGAUUGCCUUAUGCAGUCGCAUCGGUUUGCAAAACGCUUCAAUGCCGAUCAUGAGCAGCGAAAUAUAUUGUGGCGUGCUGGCUUCAAAGGUUCUAUAAAGCCAAAUUUGCUAAAACAGGAGACUGCCUCUUUAGCGUGUGUGCUGCGUAUAUUUUUAAAAAUGUAUGGAGAUGAGAAUCGUCGCAGCGAUUGGCCUGGCAUCGAACAUGAGUUGAUACAGGUUUGCAAGGAGGCACUCACUUAUUUUCUCAGUCUGCAAAGUGAGGCACAUCGUGAUGCAUGGACUUCGUUGUUACUGUUGAUACUUACGAGGCUGUUGAAGAUGUCCGAUUCAAGGUUCGCCACGCAUGUGUCCAAUUACUAUACCUUGUUGUGUGAAAUGAUGUGCUUUGAUCUGAAGCCUGAACUAAGAAGUGUCCUUAGACGAGUCUAUAUGCGAAUCGGCCCAGUAUUUAAUAUAGUGAGCCUAAACAUAAGGAAUUAAUUAAUUUAUUAUAUCUUUAAACAGUAUAUAAAUUUAUAUAUAAUAAUACAUACAUACGAUGGCUUAUAUUUAAUAGUUUGUAUUCAAUAUAAAGCCUCGAUAUAUCCUUUCUGAGUUUUCUUUUCAUUCAUGUAAAGAGAAACCGUAAAUAUAUGCAAUUAUAAAAAUUUUAUAAUAGCGGAAUUCACCUUUGUGGCUUUUGAUGUUGUAGAAUGUAUGUGUAAAUAAUAAAUAAAAUAAAAUAUUUAGAUGAAAAAGAAAAGAAUUAAUAAAAAGCUAGUAGUUAUUCAAGCCGUAAAUUGAACAAAAAAAAAAAAAA
Molecule: messenger RNA, 5847 nt
Organism: Ceratitis capitata (Mediterranean fruit fly)
Lineage: Eukaryota; Metazoa; Arthropoda; Insecta; Diptera; Tephritidae
Gene: Sec71
Product: brefeldin A-inhibited guanine nucleotide-exchange protein 1
Exons: 4
Coding region: 264-5528 (1754 amino acids)
Biological process (GO): regulation of ARF protein signal transduction
Molecular function (GO): guanyl-nucleotide exchange factor activity
Source: RefSeq, a predicted model, not a curated record